AUGUUGGUGGCAGCAUCGCUGAGAGACUACACCAUUCUACUUUCUUUACAGAAAAGGCAAGUGGCUUUGGAAGAAGCUAAGAUGAAGUUUCAGGUUUGGUAUGCCCCAAAGUGGAUAUGGAGGCUAAGGCCAGUACCAAGACCUUCAUGUUUUGUGUUAAGGACCUUCAUGCUGUUGGCAAUGCUUCUACCCAGCAUGUAUUGUUUAGAAUUAGUCCAUUACUCUUCCUACGAAAUAGUCAUUCCCGAGAGCCUGACAGUCAAGGGAAGCCAAGACCCGGGGGGAAGGACAUCUUAUAUGCUACUUAUACAAGGCCACAAGCAGCUGAUCCACCUGAAGGUAAAGAGAGACUAUUUCGUGGAUGAUUUUCCAGUCUAUUCUUACCACAAUGGCAACGUACGGCAAGAAACACCCUCCAUCGCACGCGACUGUCACUAUGAAGGCUACAUAGAAGGAGCGUCGAGUUCUUUUGUGUCUGUCAGUGCCUGUUCAGGUCUCAGGGGCAUCCUGAUUAAGGAGAACACAUCCUAUGGCAUUGAGCCCAUACUCUCCUCCCAGCGGUUUGAGCAUGUGUUAUACACCAUGGCACGUCAAGCUCCAGUCUCCUGCAGAGCCUCUGCCAAAGACAGCCAGGCGGUGUCCACCAGCUGGCAGCAAGGCAGCAGGAAGCCUCACAGUGUACAGGCACUGUCCUCCUACCUGUGGGUGCACACCAAGUACGUGGAGAUGUUUGUCGUGGUCAACAACCAGCGGUUCCAGAUGUGGGGCAGCGAUGUCAACGAGACAGUGCAGAGAGUGGUGGACAUCAUUGCCCUGGCCAACAUCUUUACUCGAGGAAUAAACACAGAGGUGGUACUGGCUGGGGUGGAGGUCUGGACCGAGGGGGACCUGAUAGAGGUCCCAGUGGACCUGCGAGUUACACUCAGGAACUUCAAUCGCUGGAGACAAGACAAGCUCUUGCCUCGUGUGAGGCACGACGUUGCCCACAUGAUCGUUGGGCAUCACCCUGGAGAGACCUCAGGUCAGGCAUUUCUGAAUGGAGCCUGUUCAAGUGGUUUUGCAGCGGCUGUCGAAGCUUUCCACCACGAAGAUGCCCUCCUGUCUGCAGCGCUCCUGGUGCACGAGCUAGGGCACAACCUGGGUAUUCGGCAUGACCACUCGGCCUGCGUCUGUAGAGAUAAGCACUCCUGUCUCAUGCAGGAAAAUAUCACUGAAGAAAGUGGCUUCAGCAACUGCAGCUCUGACUACUUCUACCAUUUCCUUCAUGAACACAGAGGGGCCUGCCUAUUUAACAAGCCGUGGCACAAAGCUCGCAGGCGCAGGGCUGCCACGUGUGGAAAUGGUGUGGUGGAGGACCAGGAGCAGUGUGACUGUGGUUCUGCUUGUGACAAAGACCCAUGCUGUGAACCAACAUGUAUACUGAAGAAGGAUGCAGAGUGUAGUCAUGGACUCUGCUGCAACAACUGUAAUUUUAAAAAGGAGGGGGACAUAUGUCGUUUUGCUUAUGAUGAAUGUGACCUCUCAGAAUACUGUGAUGGUACUUCUGCAGAAUGUCCUCAAGACAGCUACAAAGAAGAUGGCACACUGUGUCGUAGAACUUACUUUUGCUUUGGGGGUCAGUGUAAGGACCCUGACAGACAGUGCAUGAGGCUAUUUGGGUAUCCUGCAAGGUCUGCCCCAGAGGACUGUUACAUGUCAGUAAACCAUGAAGGGAACCGGUUCGGACACUGUGGCCUUCCCAGUAAGGCUAAUCCAGAAUACAUUCGUUGUAGUGGUGAUGAUGUAUUUUGCGGGAAACUUGUAUGCACAGAUGUUAAAGUCCUGCCACUACUGUUGUUGGAUUACACACUGAUCCAGCGCCCACAUGAAGAUGACUGGUGCUGGAGCCUGGAUACUUACAACACCAUUGGUUACGUGGAAAAUGGCAGACACUGUGCCCCAGAUAAAUUAUGCAUUGAUUAUAUCUGCCGUGAAUAUUCUGUGUCCCACCAAGAGUGUGAUACAGAGUUACUGUGUCAUGGGAAUGGAGUAUGCAAUAAUUUAAAACACUGCCAUUGUGAUGACGGAUUUGCACCCCCUUACUGUGUACGUCCAGGAUAUGGGGGCAGUAUGGACAGUGGUCCUAUUGUUAAGUCACCUGAGAAAAAAAUAAGUACAAGUACCCCUUAUUUUGCUAAUUGGCCUAGAAACUUGAACAUCAAAGUGGUAAUGCUCGUAAUCCCUUCAUUACUUAUUGCUUUACUGUGUUGUCUACUUCUAAUGGGUCUUCUUUGGUCUGAUGUAGAGAUGGAGGCAUCAGAGGAUUCAGAUUCAUCAGAAUCAUCAGAAUCAUCAGAUUCUUCAGAAAUCUCAUUAGAGGUAUCAGUUGAGACCUCACAACUCAAAAAACCACCACCCAAAAAAGGACUCAAAGGGGCCCUGCCACUGGAAGCAGCACUGCCACCCAAAGAGGCUCUGCCACCUCCACCAUUACCACCACUCAAGGCCCCGCCACCUCCACCAUUACCACCACCCAAGGCCCCGCCACCAUCACCACCAUUACCAUCACCCAAGGCCCCACCACCAUCACCAUUACCACCACCCAAGGCCCCACCAUCACCACCAUUACCACCACCCAAGGCCCCGCCACCAUCACCACCAUUACCACCACCCAAGGCCCCGCCACCAUCACCACCAUUACCACCACCCAAGGCCCCGCCACCAUCACCACCAUUACUACCACCCAAGGCCCCACCACCAUCACCAUUACCACCACCCAAGGCCCCGCCACCACCACCAUUACCACCACCCAAGGCCCCACCACCCAAGGCCCUGCCACCACCACCACCAUUACCACCACUCAAGGCCCCACCACCUCUACCAUUACCACCACCCAAGGCCCCAUCACCCAAGGCCCCAUCACCUUCACCACUACCACCACCCAAGGCCCCACCACCUAAGGCCCCGCCACCACCACCAUUACCACCACCCAAGGCUCCACCACCCGAGGGCCCGCCAUCACCACCGUUACCACCACCCAAGGCCCCGCCACCACCACCAUUACCACGACCUAAGGCUCCACCACCUGAGGGCCCGCCAUCACCACCGUUACCACCACCCAAGGCCCCACCACCCGAGGCCCCGCCACCUCCACCAUUACCACCACCCAAGGCCCCGCCACCAUCACCAUUACCACCACCAGAGGGCCCGCCACCUCCACUACUCAAGACCCCACCACCUCCACCACCCAAGGCCCCGCCACCUUCACCACCCAAGACCCCGCCAGCUCCACCUGAGUCCCCCCCACCACCAACAUUGGCUCUACACCCAAAGCUGCAGGAAAGCCUGCACCAAAAGAAGCAGCAAGUGAAGGGCAAUCAAAAGAAGAAGCAAGUGAAGAGCAUGAAAACCCAGAGGUAGUAUUUUAAUGGAGAAUGAAGCCAGUACACUACAACACCUUAGAGAACCAAAUGUGAACUAACAAUUGCAGUGGCUUUGACUGAACUAUAUCUUACUAAUGGAGGAGAGACAUUAUCCCAUUUUAAAUAUACAUUGAAAUAUAUAACAAUAAAAUUGGCUAUAUUUUCAUAUAUGAGGUCAUACAUAAAAUACUCUGUAUUUUUGCCUUUUUACUUUUCAUGAAACUAUUUUAUUUAAGCUCUUUUCAUGGAUCACUGCUAUCAAUGUUUUAUAUCAACAGGGCCAAUUUUGAGUCACCUGAAACUGAGCUUCAGAGUAUGCCAUCUUCCAUCCUUACUGACAUAAUGUUUUAUCUGUGCCUGUACCGCUAUAACUGGGUUACUCAUCCCAAUCAUAAUUGUUUUAUUACCAAUGUUACUCGUGACUUGAAUACACUAUUUUGCUCUGUCA
Molecule: messenger RNA, 3849 nt
Organism: Cavia porcellus (domestic guinea pig)
Lineage: Eukaryota; Metazoa; Chordata; Mammalia; Rodentia; Caviidae
Product: disintegrin and metalloproteinase domain-containing protein 1a-like
Biological process (GO): proteolysis; male gonad development; binding of sperm to zona pellucida
Cellular component (GO): sperm head plasma membrane; external side of plasma membrane; plasma membrane
Molecular function (GO): metalloendopeptidase activity
Source: RefSeq, a predicted model, not a curated record